AUGCGUCCCCUCAGCGCCAUUUCCAUGCUAGUCUUCUUCCUGGGCUCCGCCAACGCCCAGUUCGGCUUCUUCGAGCAGAUGUUUGGCGGCCAGGACGGCGGUCACGGCCAUGGCCACGGCCACCAGCAUCAGCAGCAGCAGAACGUCCCGAGCGACUCGUCCUGGUACCAGGCCAACGUGGACAAGGCCGUCUGCGACAAGUAUCUGUGCCCCGACACCCUAGGUACGCCUCCCUCCAUGCUGUUCCCUUGGUCACCACUACAGAAGUGA
Messenger RNA from Thyridium curvatum, 270 nucleotides. RefSeq lists its product as uncharacterized. The transcript has a single exon. NCBI's taxonomy places the organism in Eukaryota, Fungi, Ascomycota, Sordariomycetes, Thyridiales, Thyridiaceae. The coding region runs from base 1 to 270 and encodes 89 amino acids. The record is from RefSeq and is a predicted model, not a curated record.